Messenger RNA from Coccinella septempunctata (seven-spotted ladybird), 1378 nucleotides. Its product is annotated as geranylgeranyl pyrophosphate synthase-like. Gene Ontology annotation, molecular function: prenyltransferase activity. The record is from RefSeq and is a predicted model, not a curated record. Bases 237 to 1151 code for a protein of 304 amino acids. The transcript has 7 exons. Gene Ontology annotation, biological process: isoprenoid biosynthetic process. Lineage: Eukaryota; Metazoa; Arthropoda; Insecta; Coleoptera; Coccinellidae.
UAAUUAAUUUAAUACUGGUUGAACAGACAACUGCAAACGUGUAUAAUCUAAUCUAGAAAUCUUGUACUCGAAGGUUAAAUUUGAUAAAAUGUUUGACAAAAACAAGAGUUUCAUAUUCAAUUACUAGACGGUCUGUGUGUGGAAAGUGAUUGUCUCCUGUUGUCUUUUUGUAACGUUUCCUCGAAUACACCCUAAUUUUAUCAAUUUCAGUACAAAUUUUAAAGGCACUUUCUAUAAUGUCUAAUAAAACUCCACUGAUACUCAGCAGAAGUAAUGAUAAAGAACAAGAUGAGAAAUUACUGGAGCCUUUCACUUACAUCUGUCAAAUUCCCGGAAAAAAUAUCAGAUCGAAGUUAGCAAGAGCCUUCAAUCACUGGAUGAAGAUACCCGAGGAUACCCUAUCUCAAAUCGAAGAAAUUGUUCAUAUACUUCACAAUUCCAGCCUACUGAUAGAUGACAUCCAAGAUAGUUCUAUAUUGCGAAGAGGCGUUCCAGUGGCUCAUUCAAUUUACGGUGUACCUAGUUCAAUAAACGCAGCGAAUUAUUGCCUGUGCAUAGCCUUGGAAAGGGUACUUGAACUAAAGAACCCUGAGGCUGUUACGGUUUAUAAUGAACAACUUUUGGAAUUGCAUAGGGGACAGGGAAUGGAAUUAUACUGGAGGGACAAUUUUUUGUGCCCCACUGAGGAGGAAUACAUACAAAUGACCAAGAGAAAAACUGGUGGUCUUUUCAUGCUAGCAAUACGUUUAAUGCAGUUGUUCAGUGAAGAUAAGUCAGAUUAUACAAAGUUAACCGGAACAAUUGGUUUGUAUUUUCAGAUUCGUGAUGACUACAUAAAUCUGAAGUCAAAGAACUACAUGCAACAUAAGAGCUUCUGUGAAGAUCUGACAGAGGGAAAGUUCAGUUUCCCAAUCAUCCACGCUAUAAAAUCAAAUCCAGAUGAUAAGAGAGUUUCACACAUUUUGAGGCAGAGAACGAAAGACGUGGAAGUGAAGAAGUACUGCGUUUCUUUAUUGGCAGAAAUGGGAAGUUUCGAAUAUACCCUGCGGGUCUUGUCGGACCUACAAAAGGAAGCAGUUGCUGAAAUAGAUAAAUUAGGUGGUAAUUCCUACAUGGAACAAGUAUUAAAUGUGUUAUUUCAAUUAGAAUGAGGAGGGGAAAAAGUGCUCUCAUCUCCCAUCUGUGUAAAUUAGUAUUCAACACCAAAGAUUCCUAAGAAACUGAAUAAGAACACAAUUUUCCUCAUUCGAAUUCGAUAUAUUAUAAUUGCAAGUACUUAUUUUCUGAUUGUCCAUUUUAUGAAUUUUGUAUUUUACUGAAUAUUGAGAAUAUUGUAUUUGUCUGUGCUUUAUUCAAUAAAGAAAUCUAGUUUUGAAAA